Messenger RNA from Cordyceps militaris CM01, 1080 nucleotides. Its product is annotated as oxidoreductase. Gene Ontology annotation, molecular function: dioxygenase activity. NCBI's taxonomy places the organism in Eukaryota, Fungi, Ascomycota, Sordariomycetes, Hypocreales, Cordycipitaceae. The record is from RefSeq and is a predicted model, not a curated record. The coding region runs from base 1 to 1080 and encodes 359 amino acids. The transcript is spliced from 2 exons.
AUGGCGGACAACUUGCCCGAGUUCCCCGCCGACGUCGCGACAGCGCCCUUACUUCGUCUUUCGCUGCUCAAGUUGACAAAUCGCGACAGCACAGAGAUUGAGCGCUUCACAAAGGCAUGUCGCGACUUGGGCUUCUUCUAUCUCCACCUUGACGGCCCUGGCGACACGAUUCAGAAACAAUCCACGCGUCUUUUCGACGUGGCCAAGGAGUUAUUCGAUUUGCCGCUGGAAGAGAAGAAAAAGUACGACUUUUCUGCGCAAAAGACGUAUUUUGGCUACAAACAUCUCGGAGGCUCUGUUGCGGAUAGAACAGGUCGGCUGGACAGAAAUGAAUUCUACAAUAUCAGCCGAGACGACAUAUUCGGAACAUCAAAGCCGUGGCCUGCGCCUCAAGUACUAGACCAAGAGCGCGUCUUUUUGAAAGCCUUUAUGCACUCCGCCCAAGACAUUGUGCAUUUGCUGCUCACCCUGCUCAACGAGUUUCUCCAGCUGCCGGCCGACACGCUCCCCUCGCUGCACCGGGCGGACGUGCCCGGCGGGGACCAGGUGCGGCUGAUCAAGGCGCCGCCGCAGCCGGCCGACGACCGGCAGAUUGCCCUCGGCGAGCACACCGACUUUGGCAGCCUCACCAUCCUCUUCAACCGUCUCGGCGGGCUGCAGAUCCUGCCCCCCGGCGGCGCCGGCGGCGCCGCGGCCUGGACCCAUGUCCGGCCGCUGCCGGGCCACGCCAUCGUCAACGUCGGCGACGCCCUGGUCAAGUUCACCAACGGCGUCUUGCGCUCCAACAUUCACCGCGUCGUGUCCCCGCCCGGCGCGCAGGCGGCGUGGCCGAGGUACUCGGUCGUGUACUUUAGCCGCCCGGAGGACGACGUGCCGCUGACAAGACUGGGCGGCAGUGCUUUGAUACCGCCGCUCGAGGAUGGCGUCCAGGAGGAUGCUGCGACGAGUAAGGAGUGGAUCUUACGACGCGCGCUCGGGUCCAGGCCGCAGGUUGUGGGUGAUGAUGCCUUUGACUGGAGGAAGAGCUCUGGGACGGAGGAUAUUUCACGGCGAACUGGCGUUGCUGCGCCUUCCAAUUAG